AUGUCGGGCGCAAGGCAUUGGGAACAGGACAAAGAGGCCACAGUCUACAUCGGCAAUCUCGAUGAGCGCGUCAGUGACAGCCUCGUGUGGGAGCUGAUGCUCCAGGCCGGCCGCAUCGUCAACGUGCAUCUGCCCAAGGACCGCGUCACGCAGGCUCACCAGGGCUAUGGGUUUGUCGAGUUCAUCAGCGAGGAAGACGCCGAGUAUGCCGCGCGAAUCAUGAACCAGGUGCGCCUGUACGGCAAGCCCAUUCGCGUCAACAAGGCUUCCGCAGAUAAACAAAAGACCAUGGAAGUCGGCGCCGAGCUGUUUGUCGGUAAUUUGGAUCCGAUGGUUUCGGAGCAGGUGCUCUAUGAUACCUUUAGUCGGUUCGGAGCGCUGCUAUCUCUCCCAAAGGUUGCCAGAGACGACGCGAAUCUGUCCAAGGGCUACGGUUUUGUCUCGUUUGCAGACUUUGAAUCCUCCGACGGCGCAAUCGCUAGCAUGCACGGCCAAUAUCUUAUGAACAAGGAGAUCUCUGUCCAGUACGCCUAUAAAAAGGAUGGAAAGGGCGAGCGACACGGCGACGAAGCCGAGCGAAUGCUGGCUUCGCAGGCCCGCAAGCACAAUGUCCAGCCACAAGGCCAGCCACUUCCACCACAGCUCGUGGGCCCAGGCACGCCAAUGAUGGCUGGCGGUAUGCCCAACGGAGAUGUACCGCGUCUUAUGCCGCCUUCUGCUGCUGCUCCUCCUCCCGACUAUGGGGCUGGCAGAGGUGCCAUGCCUUUACAAAUGCUCCCUCAACAACCACGCCCUGGACCUCCUCCACCAACACAGCCCAUGGCGGCUCCAUUGGCUGCUCCUCCACCUGGCCUGCCAGCGCGACCUCCUCCAUCUCAAGCGGGAUACGGCGGUCCACCACCACCACAAGGCUUUGCGCCGCCGCCGCCUGGUUUCAACAACGCCGCCCAGCCGCCGACGAAUUACCCACCAGUUGCUCCUGCGCCUCCUGGGUUUGCGCCACCGCCUGGUUUCGGAGGCGCACAGGGAGCUCCUCCACCGCUUCCUCCAGGCUUUCAACCACCGGGAUAUGGGAGGGGUCGAUGA
Molecule: messenger RNA, 1086 nt
Organism: Talaromyces rugulosus
Lineage: Eukaryota; Fungi; Ascomycota; Eurotiomycetes; Eurotiales; Trichocomaceae
Exons: 3
Coding region: 1-1086 (361 amino acids)
Biological process (GO): positive regulation of mRNA splicing, via spliceosome
Cellular component (GO): U12-type spliceosomal complex; nucleolus
Molecular function (GO): RNA binding
Source: RefSeq, a predicted model, not a curated record